This is a messenger RNA of Bacillus rossius redtenbacheri, 1315 nucleotides long. RefSeq lists its product as uncharacterized. The transcript is spliced from 4 exons. NCBI's taxonomy places the organism in Eukaryota, Metazoa, Arthropoda, Insecta, Phasmatodea, Bacillidae. Bases 19 to 561 code for a protein of 180 amino acids. The record is from RefSeq and is a predicted model, not a curated record.
UGCAGCUGUGUCGUGAGGAUGGCGAGGCUGGGACCACAGCACCUGCCCCACACGCAGGCUGUUCUGCUGCGAGAUGUGCCGAGCAUGAUUCCUGUGGAGGACAUCAGACAGGCGUUCCAGGAGCUGUCCAUCCCUGUUGGAGCUGUGGACAGGUCGCCCCAGCACGUCAGAGUAGAAGUGCUGCGCCGCAGCGACUACGAGCUCCUGCUGGUGCGAGGACUCAGCUUCUUCGGGGUGACGAGCUUCGCCGCGACGCCCGACCCGGGGCAGCACGGCCGCGCCGGGGACGGGCCCGGCUCCCGGGACGCCGUGGUGCAGUGCUACCGCUGCCAGGGGUUCUGGCACACGGCCGCCAGCUGCCGGCACCAGCCGCGCUGCGUGCGCUGCGGCGAGGCGCACGGCGUGGAGCUGUGCGUGCACCCGCGCGAUGACCCCACCUGCUGCAACUGCCGCGGCCGCCACCACGCCUCGUACGCGCACUGCCCCGUGCGUGUGAGGCUCAGCUCCGCGGUGCCCGUGUGCCUGGCGCUGUCGGGCGGGCGGCACGGCGAGCCCGCCUAGCCGCGCUGCCGUGUCGAGUCCUUGUACUGAAUAAAUGUGACGCCUCUGUGCCUGUCUGCUCCUUGAUGCUAGCAAUGCCCUCGGGUUCGCAGUCCAGCGUGGAAUAGUUCUGUACAAGCUGGUCACAUUUGAAAUGCUAUACAUGUUAACUGGCAUUUCUAAGUAUGUACUGCAACGUCUGCAACUAACGUAACUGCGGCAAUUGUUUUGUGUUUCGGCGUUUGCGGCUGCAGCAUACAUAGUUAUAAUCUUGUUGGUGCCGAUAUGUAAUCGAGCCUAAGGAAAUGUUAUUUGGUACCAAUGAUAAGCAUACAAAAACUACCAACCACAAUUUUACCAUUUUACAAAAUUCAACCCUCAAGGAGGGUUAAAAACGUGUAUGGUUUCAAAACGAAAUUGAACACUUCUUAUUGUGUUAAGACUAGGGGUUAAAAACUAAGCAGAACUUGCAUGUAGAUUUACGUCUUAUAUUUUUUUCUUUCAUUUAUCAAAAUUCAUCUUUCAAGGGUGUGAAAUGGGGGUAAGUUUUGAUUUGUUUUAGUUUUUUUAAAAUAUAUAUAUAAAUAAAAUCUUGGAAAAAAAUUUAAGUAAGACCUACAUUAUUUGGUAAGAAUGCUAACAAAUAAACCAUAAGUACAUUAUUAUUUUCACUUUCCAAAAUUCUGUCUCCGAGGGGUGUAAAACAGGUAAGUUUGGUUUUAUCAUGAAAAAAUCAUAUCUCCUUAGCAAAUAAAGCUGGAUGUAAGGAGCUGAG